Penicillium diatomitis is the source of this 657-nucleotide messenger RNA. RefSeq lists its product as uncharacterized. The transcript is spliced from 2 exons. Lineage: Eukaryota; Fungi; Ascomycota; Eurotiomycetes; Eurotiales; Aspergillaceae. Bases 1 to 657 code for a protein of 218 amino acids. The record is from RefSeq and is a predicted model, not a curated record.
AUGAUACGUCGUCCGCCCACCGUCAUCUCACUGACCGAGGAUGAUGUAAAUUUCCACAUGCAGCGGAUCUUCGCUCGGUCCUCCACCGCCAUAGCGGCUGACAUCGGCCGACUCGACCUAGAAGAUCCAGAUAAAAGCGCUGAUGCGAUGCAUCAAGACCAACCCAAUCAGACACCAUCGCCAGAGUCGGGCACCAAGCCCCAGGGCCGUGAUACUCAACCUUCUCAAGGUCCGCGCAGCGAUAAACGAAACUCGACCAUGACCGCAUCUGCUUCGACGGGGAUCAGAACACCUCUCGCAUCGACAACCGUCCGCCCAGCCUCCACGAUGCGUGGCGUGACCCACCGAGCCUCUGCUGCUAAUUUUGUCAACUCCAGUGGGGCUUCCAUGGUCGAUGCCGCCGCCGCCCAUUUGGUGUCCUUCUAUUCCUCACAGACUAAUACUCCAACUCCAACGACUCGGACUCGAGAGGCCUCUCCCGCCUCACCUCAACGGAUGCGUCUGACUAUUCCUCCACAGGAAUUUCUAGAGCGCCGGAUCACUCUAUCGCCAAGUAAGAAGAAAGUGGACAGACUAAAGCUCACAAACGAGGACUCCUUGACGCAGAUAAUUGUCAUCGCCGAUGCAACACUCGAGAUAUUGCAAGACUCAAUCUGA